Molecule: messenger RNA, 1773 nt
Organism: Tigriopus californicus
Lineage: Eukaryota; Metazoa; Arthropoda; Copepoda; Harpacticoida; Harpacticidae
Product: mitochondrial mRNA pseudouridine synthase RPUSD3-like
Exons: 6
Coding region: 50-1177 (375 amino acids)
Biological process (GO): pseudouridine synthesis
Molecular function (GO): pseudouridine synthase activity; RNA binding
Source: RefSeq, a predicted model, not a curated record
GCAUGACUUUUUCGGACCUAUGAGGUGACAAGUCAUUGAUUUUGAAAAGAUGAUGAUACGUCCGUUUCUUCCAUCGUCAGUCCAAGCCGUGAAAUGGGCUGCGGGGUUACCGUUACGACUGCUGUCGUCCCAUUCGUCUCACUCUGCCGCAGAUUACUCUGAAUUCGAUUCGGAAAAGCGGCCUACGUCUUUAAAAGCUUUGUAUCUUCAUUUGGGUCCGGGUCAAUCCACCGACCGAUUAGUGUCGCAAUUGGCGGGUGAUGUGAUUUACCAAUCGGACCAGGAUGAUCCUCAUGGAGUGGUGGCCUUCAACAAACCCCCUGGGUUGGCCAAGUCCGGACCCAUCUCGGUCGAAGCCUUGGCUCAGCCUUUGGCCGAUCGAUUGGGUCUGGCCAGACUAAUUCCCAUUAAAUGCCCCGAAAGGCAUACCAGUGGCGUGGCCCUAAUGGCCACCAAUGAAAAGUCGCAACAACGCGUCCUCAAAUUACUUCGCGCGGCAAAGGCCUCCACUUGUCUUACCCACAAUUACCAUGUCCUCACUAAUCACUUCCCGAGAUUACAGGGUCAGGCUGACCUAGUGGAGCAAAGCAUUGUCUUGAUUGGCAAUCGGAACGCGGAAAAGCACGGCACGCAUAAAGAACCCAUAAUCUCAAGAAACAUGACAAGUCUCAGUCGGAAGGAGAGCUUGAAAAAGAAACGCAUCGAUCCCCCAGAGAAAAUCCGGGUUUAUGUCCAAUGCCUUGCCAAAUCCGGAUUGGGACCGGCUGCUCUAGUUUCCAUCCAACCCUCCAAGAUUCGGUCCAUGUUUCUCCGAGUCUACAUGAACGAUCUCUUGGCCCCCAUCAUCGGGGAUCACAGCUUUAGCUACCGAUCGCGUUCGAUCAUGGGCGUCAUGACCAAAGUCAGCCAUAAACAAUCUCCGCCUUAUAAUCCGAUCCAGGUGCUUCCUCGAUGGAUCAUGGAACGAAUCGGAUUAAAUAAGGGUGAAGAAAGCCUCGUUCCUUGUAUGAUUCAUUUGACACGCUUCGCAGUUCCGCAUUUCUUCAAGAAAGAUGAGCACCUUCUAUUGUUUGCACCAUACCCCAAGUACUUCUCAAAAACCGCCCAAGCCUUAGGAAUCGCCUUGAAACCGCAAGAGUGGAAUGAUCUAGAUCAGCUUUUGUAUCACAAAGUUUAAAUGGGAAAACGAAACGAUUAAAUUCAAGAUGACGCGAGCCAAACAUAUGAGCGAAUGCUGCCCACUUCAAACUGUGUUCAUGUUAAACUAAAAAGCGAAUAGAACAGAACGGGUUUCUCGAACUUAAAACCUAAACGUCCUCAAUGCCAGUUGUGAACAAACCAUCGACCAUGAAGGUGGCUCUUAUCUGGAUAUUUAUCGUGCUUGUGGGAGGCGCGAACGCUAUUAAAUGCUAUUAUUGUGAACCCGGGGAUGGGAAAGAUUGUAAGCAUCCGGAGGACUUCAUGACCAAGGAUUGUCCGAGCAUGACUCAAUGCAACAAGAUCGAGCAUUACUCAGAGUAUCCUUAUUAUGAAACCAGGGACUGCGACAUGGGGGAUACAUAUGAUGGAUGCCGAGAUUUGAGAGGCGAUUAUCCGGAUCGUUAUUGCUAUUGCCAAGAGGAUUUUUGCAAUGGGGUUGGGGCACUUCAAUCGUCAGUGUCCGUGCUAAUAAUCGCGACGAUUCUAUUUGUGGGUCUGUCAUUAUGCAACCCAAGUAUGUAAGCCGAUAUAAAGAAAUUGGUCAAUGUUAUAAUAGACAGAAAAGAUAACGUU